AUGUCAUGGUCAACAUCGUCGCCGGGCAUGGCCAUCAGCCGUACACCGGAGGGUGUGGAAGACGAUGGUGACAGAAUGCCGGCAUCAAGCCGAAGGAAGAAGGUGGUGGUUGUCGGCUUGGGAAUGGUUGGCAUAGCCUUUGUGGAGAAACUACUGAAACUUGAUGCCAAGAGGAAAGAAUACGACGUUGUGGUCGUGGGCGAGGAGCCCCAUCUGGCAUACAACCGUGUCGGGUUGACAAGCUUCUUUCAGCACAGACAAGUCGAAUCGCUGUACCUGAACCCAGAGUCUUGGUAUAAGGGCCAUCCCUCAAACUCAUUCAGCUACCAUUUGAAUACGCUUGUCACCGAAAUCAAGCCGGGGGAGAAAGUGGUCGUCACCGCUCGAGGUGACACAAUACCUUAUGACAUCUUGGUUCUAGCGACAGGGUCCGACGCCGUUCUUCCACGGCAUACCCCCGGCCACGAUGCCAAGGGGGUGUUCGUAUACAGAACAAUUGAGGAUCUCCAGCAACUCAUCGCAUUCUCUGCCACCGUCAAGGGCACCACGGGAUGCGUUGUGGGUGGCGGGCUACUCGGCCUCGAAGCAGCCAAAGCCAUGAUGGAUCUGGAGAAAUUUAAGCAGGUCAAACUCAUUGAAAGAAAUAGAUGGGUGCUGUCGCGGCAGUUGGACGGAGACGCUGGGGCCAUGGUCGUCGAACUAGUCCGCAACCUCGGACUCGACGUGAUGCUCAGCAAGAGAGUCGGAAGAAUCUUGACCGACGAGAACCACGCUGUGCGGGGCCUCGUCUUCGAGGACGGCGAGGAAAUGGCGUGCUCGUGCAUCAUGUUCGCCAUUGGCAUCAAAGCCAGGGAUGAGUUGGCGAGGGCGGCGGGUCUGAAAUGCGCCGAUCGAGGCGGAGGUGUCGUUAUCAACAGCGACCUGCAGACCAGCGACCCGAACAUUUACGCAAUCGGCGAAUGUGCAAGCUGGGAAAAUCAAACGUUUGGGCUCAUCGCCCCUGGUGUUGAACAAGCCGACGUUCUGUCAUUCAACCUCACCCAAGCCAAGGUUCACAGCCCGCGAACGUUCAAGCGACCAGAUUUGAGCACCAAGUUGAAGCUUCUGGGCGUCGAAGUUGCCAGUUUCGGGGACUUCUUUGCCGACAGGGACGGACCCAAGGAUCUCCCCAGACGGCACGUCAGCCGGGCGGAGAAGAAAGGCACUGACAGCCAAGACAAAGUCAAGAAUCUCACGGACGGUCCGCCGCCUCCGGCUGUCAAAGCACUCACCUACAGAGAUCCAUUUGCAGCCGUGUACAAGAAAUAUUUGUUCACCAUGGAUGGCAAGUAUCUGCUUGGCGGCAUGAUGAUCGGCGACACGAGGGACUAUGUUAGACUGGUGCCCAUGGUCAAGAACAAGAAGCCGUUGGAAGUGCCACCAUCCCAAUUCAUCAUCGGUGCAUCCAAGGACGGUGAAGAGAACGCCGACGACCUGACGGACGACACACAGAUCUGCUCGUGCCACAAUGUUACCAAAGGUGACGUCGCGAGCGUGGUCAAGGACGGCUCCUGCAAGUCCAUUGGCGACGUCAAGUCGUGUACCAAGGCUGGCACGGGCUGCGGUGGCUGCAUGCCUCUGGUCCAGUCCAUCUUCAACCAGACGAUGAAGGAAAUGGGCCAAGAAGUCCUGAACCAUCUCUGUCCCCACUUCAAAUACUCGCGAGCUGAUCUCUACAACAUUGUCUUCGUCAAGAAAUUGAGAAACUUUGGUGAGGUCAUGAGGGACAGCGGCACCGACCCCAACAGCCUCGGAUGUGAGGUCUGCAAGCCUGCCAUUGCGUCGAUCCUCGCCGGCAUGUUCAACACCCACGUUAUGGAAAAGCCACUCCACGGGCUCCAGGAUACUAACGACAAGUAUCUCGGAAACAUUCAGCGUAACGGAACAUUCUCCGUCAUACCUCGCGUUGCUGGCGGAGAGAUCAGUCCCGACAAGCUUAUCGUCAUUGGCCAGGUGGCGAAGAAGUACGGCCUCUACACCAAGAUCACUGGUGGCCAACGCAUCGACAUGUUCGGGGCCAAGAAGCAGGAUCUGCUGGAUAUCUGGUCGGAGCUGGUUGCCGGAGGACUCGAGUCAGGCCAUGCCUAUGCCAAAUCUCUCCGGACUGUCAAGUCGUGUGUGGGGACGACCUGGUGUCGCUUCGGCAUCGGAGACUCGGUGGGCCUCGCUAUCCGCCUCGAAGAAAGAUAUAAGUCGAUUCGAGCUCCACACAAGAUCAAAGGUGGGAUCUCGGGGUGCGUCAGGGAAUGCGCUGAAGCCCAGAACAAAGAUUUCGGUUGUAUUGCCACGGAGAAAGGGUUCAACAUCUUCGUCGGAGGCAACGGCGGGGCCACGCCGAGACACUCAGAAAUCCUCGCCAAAGACGUGCCUCCGGACGAUGUCAUCCCCAUCCUGGACCGAUAUCUGAUGUUCUACAUCCGGACAGCCGAUAAACUUCAGAGAACGGCUAGGUGGGUUGAGAACCUGCCUGGCGGUAUCCGCUAUCUGCGGGAGGUGGUUCUGGAGGACAAGCUGGGUAUCUGCGCCGAGCUGGAGAAGCAAAUGCAAGAACUUGUCGGUACAUUCUUCUGCGAGUGGACGGCAGUGCUGAACGACCCGGAGAAGCGGAAGGCGUUCCAGCAAUUCGCCAACACCGCGGAUCACAGAGAACCUGCGGUGGAGAAGGUCGAGGAGAGAGGCCAGUUCCGACCAGCGUACUGGGCGAAGGAUCCCGUGCACGAAGACUUCAAAGGGACUCGAUGGACCAGCCUGACUUGGCAACCCAUCGUGGAGACGAACAAGUUCCACGACCUGGACACUGGUUCGUCACAAACUGUCAUCCGGGGCGACACCCAGCUGGCGGUCUUCAAACUGAAGGGGAAAUACUACGCCAGUCAGCAAAUGUGCCCUCACCGCCGCACGUUUGGACUCUCGGACGGUCUCGUGGGGGAGACCGCGUCGGCAGACUGCAAGGACAGCAAAUUCUACGUCAGCUGCCCCUACCACAAGAGGAACUUCCAGCUGAACGGGGAGGUCGACUUUGACAAGAAGGACGCCGGUGCCGGCUCAUGCUCGAACGACAGCGGCUUGUCCAUCGCCACGUUUCCGGCUGAAGCGCGGGAGGACGGGUGGGUCUACCUCAAGCUGCCGCCCGUGCAUGAGUUGGACAACGUGCUUGGAACGAGCAGGUGGACAGUGAAGAAGGACGAAGCCCCGAACCCAUUUGCCAGUCUUGAUCAAAAGCUGGGGUAUCACAAAGGUCUGCGGCCGCAGAAGACCGUCGCUCCCAUGCCAGGCACGGGGAAUGUGCGAGCGGGGGGAGAAGUCGGGGUGGCAGCCCAAAGGAGGAUUGACUGGUAG
Molecule: messenger RNA, 3378 nt
Organism: Fonsecaea erecta
Lineage: Eukaryota; Fungi; Ascomycota; Eurotiomycetes; Chaetothyriales; Herpotrichiellaceae
Product: nitrite reductase [NAD(P)H], large subunit
Exons: 2
Coding region: 1-3378 (1125 amino acids)
Molecular function (GO): nitrite reductase [NAD(P)H] activity; heme binding; 2 iron, 2 sulfur cluster binding
Source: RefSeq, a predicted model, not a curated record